Helobdella robusta is the source of this 4069-nucleotide messenger RNA. RefSeq lists its product as hypothetical. The record is from RefSeq and is a predicted model, not a curated record. The transcript is spliced from 16 exons. Gene Ontology annotation, cellular component: precatalytic spliceosome. Lineage: Eukaryota; Metazoa; Annelida; Clitellata; Rhynchobdellida; Glossiphoniidae. Bases 1 to 3513 code for a protein of 1170 amino acids. Gene Ontology annotation, molecular function: zinc ion binding; double-stranded RNA binding; single-stranded RNA binding.
AUGGCGAACAAUAAUUUCUCCGGUUAUACCAGUUCGAAUAAUUAUUACUCAUCAACUACGGAUCCGCAGUAUGCCCUCUACGGCGGUUACUACGCUACUGUUCCCACAAUGGCUUCCAAUUCACAGUCACAAGGACAAGGGUCUCCUCAGAUGAGUAUACCUCAGUCAGCCAGCAGCACUGCUUAUGCAUUCUCAAGUGGAAGUUAUCCAGUGCCGAAUUAUGCAUCCAGCAGUUCACAGUACUACGGUGGCUAUGGACAGGAUAUGAGUGGAUAUUCAGCCUAUGCAAGUGCUGCUCAACCGCAUUCAAACCAGGACUUCAUAUACAACUACCAAAAUAUUGAGCAACAAGCAGCUGCUUUUAUGCAGCAGUACACAGCUGCUGCUGCUGCUGCCAGCUCUACAUCAUCUGCAGUUAGAUCUGUCACAGAAACCUCAGAUGACCAGCCUCCAGUUUUCGGAAUUGAGCCACAACAGUUGGAACAAUUCUCUCAUCAAAUUCAACAACAGUUCUCAAACAUGUACCAACAACACCCAGCCCAGCAGCAGCAACAACAACAAUCAAAGCAGCAGCAACAACAUACAACUCAUCAGCAGUCAUCGUCACAUCAAUCACCAGCCCAACAACACGGCCAACAACUGACUGCAGAGCAACAAAAAGAGUUUCAGCGAACCUUCCAGCAGGCUUUUGAGAAAAAUCUGCAACAACAAAUCAAGCAACAAAUUCUGCAACAACUUGGACAAACUGGUAACUUAGGUGGGGCGUCAGUUGUUGAUGGGGUUGCUGUAUUUUUUGGGGAUGAUAGUGUCGGUAAAAAAUCAUCUUCUGGGAGUGUUCAUGGGGGUAGUGGGCAAAAAGGGGGUGUGGGGAGUGCUGGGGGUGUUGAGGCAAGUGGGAAGGACAAAUCAAAGUAUUAUUGUUCCGUUUGUGAUGUGGUCUAUGCUAAUUCCUUGGCAUUCACGAGUCACUUGGGUAGUGAGAUGCACAAAUUGAAAAAAGAGAAAGCACUCAAAAAUCCUCCGAAAGACAAACGACCUGAGGAACAACAAUGGUCGUCGUCGUCAUCUGGAAAAAUUUACGUUAGUCCGGAGCCAGUAGUAAAGCAGCAGCAGCAGCAGCAACCACAAUCUCUCUACGCUCCAGAUGGAAGGAAAUUGUUAUGGUGCAAGCUCUGCGAGGUGUCGUGUGCUGGUGCUGAUCUGUAUGCACAGCACAUCAAGGGUGAUGCCCACCAAAAGGUACUCCAGAUGACAAAUGAACAGAGGAGGCAGCACAUUCAUCAGAAAAAACUGCUGAAACCUGAAGAGUUUGGAAUGUCACUUGACUCCGUGCAUUCUCCAGCUGCCGUCAGCCAAGCAGUGCCGAUCGAUGAAGAUAACCUUGGUUCCGAAUACAUAGAGGAGCUGAGGAAAGAAGAUGGAGAGCUGAUGAGAAUCUUCUGCAACCUCUGCAAGGUCGAUCUCAGCAACUUGGAUACUAAAAUGAUACACAUGAAAUCUAGCAAGCAUGUCACUCUUUAUUGGGAAAAAAAGCAAAGAGAAGGAGUCCCUCCCCCAUCUCAUCAGCAGCAGCAACAGCAGCUUCACUCACUGCAACAUCUAAACUUCAGUGCAUCACAUACCACAAAAGAUUAUCCUGAUGUGCUUGUCCAGAACAUCGGCUCGGCUCUGCAGCAGCAAAUACAGCAACAGUUCCAACACCAGAUCCAGCAACAACUUCAACAGCAGUUCGCUCAGAGUUAUGGCUACGCCCCGUGUGAUAGCUUUCCGGGGUCUGCCUACUACAACAACCAUCACAGCCAUUACUCUCAAUAUAACAAAGAAUUUGCAGAGUCACAGAGGUUUGAGCGCUCGAGGAAAUUUCCUCCCAAUAGAAAAUGGGCACCCGGCAGUAGCGGUGUUAGCACGAAACCAGAUUUCAUUGUUCUGGGUGGUUCUGAUAGUGGCUACAAUAAAUAUGAUAGUCUUUUUAAAGCAGUGCAGAAAGUCUUAACAGAUGUUGACAAAUGGUUGAAACCAAUUGUAGAACCUGUUGAACCAUCGCAACAACCAAUCACAUCGAAGAGAAUCGGGGCAAUCGCUAAGGGUCUCCUCAUUCGAAACCAUCUUGUCCUUGACAUUCUUCUGAUUAUGCCUAACUGGCCAACGAAAUCUGACCUGAGGGGGAUUCUCAAUAAGCUUGAGAAUGCUAUGCAAGCUGAGCCAUCGACAGCUUCGACCACACCCUACUCAACAUCGUUGUCGCCAACUGAGGAAUCCAUCGUGGUCAAGUGCAGGUCUGCCCCGUUUGUCGUCUGCAACAUCCACGUGACCUGUGUCAAGGACAAUUGUGGUUGUGGCGAUGGUGAUGAUGAGAUGCAAGGUGAUGAUGAUCGUGCCCCCAAAACAGGUAAGGAGCAGAGCAACGAUAGGGAUGAUGUUGGUGGCGGGAGUAGUGGCGUUGAGGUCGUUGAUGUAGAUCAAGAAGCUGAUAGGAUUGAUAAAGAAUUAUGCGCCAAGCUACUGAAAGAUCUCGAUCAUACUAAGUGGUUUCAGACGAAAGCCAACAUGCUGCCAUCUUGUGUUCUGGUGGUCCGCGUCCUCAAGAGCAUCACAAACACCAUUGGGGAUCUCAGCGACGAGUUGAUAGAGCUCGGAGUCUAUAGAGUCCUGAAGACGACACAGAAACCUUGCACUCCUGGCAAGGCGUUCAUCGGUUUUAUAAAAAGUUUGGCCUCUGGAUCACUCCUACCUGACGACCAUCCGAUGAAAGUUGAGAUAAAAUGUAAGUCUAGUGGUGCUCAGUUGGUUAAAGAUGGUAGUGAUGGUGGUGGGAGUGAUAACAAAUUGGAUACCGAGAAGAUUGAUGCAAUUCGUACUGGUGAGGAUGGGGAUAGUAGGAUGAAAGUUUCCGAUGGUGAGAAUGUGGAAAAUUUGGAAGAAGCUACUGAGGAUGGAAAAUGUGGUGAGAGAAAUGUCGAUGUGGACAUGCACCAGCAAAAUGAACAUGAAACUAAAAAUAAUGGUGACGCUGCUACAGUCACUGCCGGUGCUGCUGCUAGCGCUACUGCUGCUGAUGAAGAUAUCAGAAAAAUUGACGUCAUCAUACACGAAAAAGUUUUCACUCAUGUCGAAGAUAAUGAAAAUGAUAGAAUGAGUAAUAGUGAUAAAAGUGAGAGUGAUAAGAGCAGGGAGAAAAAUAUGACCUCGCAGCAAUCAGUUGAGAAAGUUUUUGAUGACGAUGAUAACAAGAGGUGGCAGGAUGCUCUGUGUGGCAUGGGUCUGGAAGAAAGAGUGGAAAUAACUUCGAGAGCACAGAAACUCCUAAAAACAGUACUAUCUGGCGACCUGCACGAAGUUCUCGGCCUCUGCAAGAAGAAUGAAACCAAAGUAACGUCGCCUGCUAAAAAGUCCGAUGCUGAUGAAUUAGUGGACAAUGACGUCACCAUGGUCAAAGAUGGAGAUGACGAUGACGAACAUGAUGAUGACGGAGUGUCAAAGGAGAAGAAACGCAAGUUCAUAUCUGAAAAAUAAUCUAGUGCUAGUGACCGAACAGUCUGCUGCUAGAACAGAAACUGAUACAACGACAUUAACAUUUCAUUAUUUCUGUAUUAGUAUUUGUAUUCUAUUCUCUUGUUAUACAUACAUUUAAUGAUCGGGCAAUGGUUAUAAUAAUGAGUUACUGUUGUCGUUAGUACGUUUAAUCAUUCUCAUGUUGUUAUCGGAUUUUGUUAAGAGGAAGAGAAGUUUAAAUUCGGGAACAAUUUGAUGUCAUCUAUAUCAUUUGGAACGUGUUAACAGUUAAAUAAUCAAUUUAAAUUUCAAGAUGAACUAAUACAUUUUUAUAUUGUAUGAGAGCAAACUCAAUCAAUAAUACGUUCAGCUGUAUAUGAAUAAGACUGUUCUUUAAUGUUUUUACAAUCUCUAGAUGGUUGUAAUUUGUAAAUUACCCAUAAAAAAUUUUAGUCUAUAUUUUUUGUUGUGUAUAAUUUUUUUUUUUUUUUUUUAAUUGAAGCAUUAAGACGUCAAAAGAAUGAAUACUUUUGAACAUUGAUGUUUUCAAUGAAAACUGUGUGACAUUCUGUUAGUU